AUGUACUCCGUUAUCCAGCCGGCGGCUUCAGCGACGGAGAUGCAUGUUUCUGGGCAGAGCAGGAAUAUCAAGGAAAUUGAUCUUGCCGCGGUCUUCUUGACUCGCCAGGACAGGGAGAUUCUCGCCCUCAUCACCUCCUUUGAUCUAUCACACAACAAUAUUGAGCAGCUGCAUCAGCUGGACGCACUGACGGCUCUAACACGGCUCAAUGUGAGCUACAAUAAAAUCGCUAGAAUCGGUUUUCUCCCUGUCACAAUCACGGAACUGGAUUUGUCCCACAACAGUCUACCGUCGCUUGAGGGUAUCGGCUCGCUGCCGCACUUGCGUGAUCUGAACGUGAGCUAUAAUUGCCUAAAGAACUUGAUGGGACUCUCGCGCUCGCAGCCCCUGCAAGUACUCCGUGCGGGAGGAAACCGUAUUGUAUCGACCAUUGGCCUUGAGAGCAUGGCGCAGCUGCGUUUAUUGAGUCUUGAUCAUAACUUAAUAGACAACGCGAACGAACUUCACUUUCUGUCGUCCACAACAUGCUUGGAGAUGCUUUCUUUGCGAGAAAACCCUGUAGCUAAUAUGAAUGGAUAUAGAACUCUUGUGGCGCGCCUGCAGCUGUCCGUGCUUUCCCUGGAUGGUGUGCCCCUCCUGCGCGCCGAGACGGCAUGUCCUUCGACCCCAAAGGAGGUUCAAAAGUUGACGCUGGCGCCAGUCUCACUCGACACGUCAAGGACGAUUCCCCCGCCCAUGAGCGACGCCGUGACACAUGCUACUUUCCCCCCUGCAACGCCAAUGGAAGGCACUCUAGCUGGGAAUAAUUGCCUUCAAGAGCGAGCUGCGCGAGGGACAGAAGUUGCCGCGCCCUCAAAGAAAGUUAGACCCAAAUGUUACUCGACACGAGGGGAGGCAGCGCCACAAACUGCUGCUGGGGACAUGCCGGCUUUAUCCGAAUGCGGCCAAAAAAACCACAUCCACGAUCAUAAUCUGCCGAAGUAUGGCUCUUUACAGUCGCAGCGGCAAAAAAUACCGGAAAAAACGAAUCGGAAAUUUUCACAGGAGUUGUUGCUUGCGAGCUUAAAUGUUGAAAAAAGUGGAAGGGAGCCACAAACGAAGAAAACGACCGCUGUGGAAACAUCAAAAAAUUUAGCUAUACUGCCUUCACACGCCGUGGAGCGUAAGCUGCACGAGGCAGAGCUGUUACUGGAGGAUAUGCGGAAGGAAAAUGAAUAUCUUCGCACGCGCAACAAAACUAUCGGGGAUCAAUUAAAAGAGGCCCGGCGGGUGAUUACUUCACAGCUUGAUGAAAUAAACAGGCUGAGGUUGCAGUUGAAUUCAGCAGAGGAGAAUGAAAAGAAAUUGAAAGGGCGUCUUGAUAAAAUGAAACGUGGCGCUCGUGUCGUUGACAUGCAUACGCACAAUACCGUGGAUGCAAUGGUUAUAGAGCAGGAGCGACUGAAAGCUGUGUACGAAGCACAAAUAGCCGAUUUGCGUCAACAACUACGUUGUGCACAUCGUCAGUUAGCAACUGCGGUGACCGCAAAGAUCACUCAAUCAUCAGGAAAGAUCAAGGAGAAAUCACCGCCGCAGUCAUCGCGCUCUGUACAGGGUGAGGCAGAUGUAAAUGAUGCCAGUGUAGAGAUACAGGCAGUCAUUGUGGAUGAUACGCGUGCUGCCCCUACGAGUGGCGAUUAUGACGAUACGUCUCUUCUUACGACGAACGGUGAGACGGAGGAGCAGACUCCAGGCCGUAUCGCAGGGUUGCGUGCUGCGGAUAUUGGAAAACUUGCGGGUGAGUUGAAGAAUUGGCUUUAUUCUGAGAUGGCAGAGGAUGCUCGGCGAGCGGAAGAGGAGCGUGUACUUGACAAAAUACGCCAGUCCCUUGAUCAAGAUAGCACGCUGAAGAAAGAGUAG
Trypanosoma cruzi is the source of this 1899-nucleotide messenger RNA. RefSeq lists its product as uncharacterized. The transcript has a single exon. Gene Ontology annotation, molecular function: protein binding. NCBI's taxonomy places the organism in Eukaryota, Euglenozoa, Kinetoplastea, Trypanosomatida, Trypanosomatidae. The coding region runs from base 1 to 1899 and encodes 632 amino acids. Gene Ontology annotation, cellular component: cytoplasm. The record is from RefSeq and is a predicted model, not a curated record.